AUGAACGUAGAUUCAAAGAAAGAUGUUCCAAAAUCGAUGCAACCGAUCUCCCUGUUUGACCCUUCUUACCAGGAACCUGACGUCAAGGCCACUGCCACCCCUCUUGAGGCGGAUCUCCCUAAAGUACAACCUCCCAACGUACUCCAGGCUCCUUACAAAAUACCCAGUCUCUACCCAUUUAACAGGACCACUGUUUACUUCCUCCUCUCUCCAGACGCUCCUCGAACAAACCUCAAAUCAUUCGUUCUCAGGGGCACUUCGAAACAUGGGCCUUUGAUGUUGAAAAUUCCCUUAGAGAAUAUUGGCCAAGGCACAAGGCUUCAUCAACUGGCUGCGCGGAAAAUAACAAUUGAGCUGGAGGAAGGUCGAGGGUGGAUAUACCAUGCGAAGAACGAGAAAGGACAGCUGAUUAUCGACGAGCAUGAAAGCAAAAAGGAAAAUAUCGUGAAGCGCGAAGCUGUCCGUCUCGGAAUUGAGUUUCAAGUGGCUGGGAAAUAUUGCUCCUUUGUCGCCGUAGAGUCACCUGCUGAUGGGAAAAUGGCGGAGCGGAAGGCAAAAAGGGAAUCGGCCUCAGAAGCCGGCAAACCCCCUGGUUUUGGUCCUGGGGAUAUUCGAGACCUUGCUGAUGAUACGGACGAGUCUGAGGAAGAGAUCAUAGAUUCAGAAUGCGAGAGCACAGUUACUUCCGCGCCCCAAGGGCCCGCUGCUGCCUCCCUUUUUGGUAAAAGAGCCAAAUCAGCGUCAGUCGUUCCCGAUAAGAUGCUUGAACGUGGCGAACGACUAGGUGGCCGAGUAGACAAAGGUAACGAUUUGGCUGAGCAAGCAACAACUGAUUCCCUCCGCAAAAGCAAAAAAGCCAGCCGUGCACCUCCAGGAGCUCGGCUGAUCCAACGGUUUCUCAAAACGGAUUCUGGACCUACAGCGCCUUCGCAGGAUGCAGUUCACGCCUUGAUAGCACUUCAGUCCUUUGAGGGAUCGUGGCAGUGGGAAAGCAAUGUAUUUGCAGUCAUGGGGCUCAAUGCCGCUGAUAUCGAAAGCAAACUGGAUUGGGCAGCUAUUUUGGGAAAGAAAACUGGAAUAGACACCAAGAACGUGAAGCAGAGGUCAAUUGUCGCGACACUUAUUGUCUUGGCGUAUUUGAACAAGAAGCAUUUGGAUGAGAAGGAAACAUGGGAACUUGUGGGGGAGAAGGCCAUGGGUUGGGCUGUUGACGGGAUCAAGGAGAUCGGAGGCAAUGCAGACGGAGGGUCUGAUGUGCUCUUGAGACAGUUUGAUGCCUUGCUCUGA
Histoplasma mississippiense is the source of this 1287-nucleotide messenger RNA. RefSeq lists its product with no specific name. The record is from RefSeq and is a predicted model, not a curated record. Bases 1 to 1287 code for a protein of 428 amino acids. NCBI's taxonomy places the organism in Eukaryota, Fungi, Ascomycota, Eurotiomycetes, Onygenales, Ajellomycetaceae. The transcript is spliced from 4 exons.